ACCGCACACAUGAGGACAUUACAGAUCAGAGACAGCACAUGUGUUGUCUUGUUUUCGCCUAAAUUCUACAUUUCUUUCUUCCACAUAGCUCGUUUUUGCGAAUGAUGUGGAAAUAUAUACCGAAGUCGUGUAUUCACGUUUCAGCGGUGUCUCUAAAGAAGACUGCUGCCGAUAAACGCUGGCUGGUGCGACAGCUCAGUGACCCUUACGUUAAAGCUGCUCACUUUCAGAAUUACCGCUGCAGAAGUGCCUUUAAAUUAAUCGAGAUGGAUGAUAAAUACACUAUAUUGAAACCAGGUUUCACUGUUGUAGAUUGUGGUGCUGCACCUGGAGCAUGGAGUCAAGUUGCAGUUCAGAGAGUAAAUUCAUCAGGAGAAAGUACAGAACUUCCUAAAGGACUUGUAAUAGGAAUAGACUUAUUACGCAUAGCCCCUUUAGAUGGAGCCCACUUCCUGUCCUGUCAUGACAUCACAGACCCUUCAACUCACACAGAGCUGGAAAGGCUUCUUCCUGAAGCUCGCGCAGAUGUCAUCCUCAGUGACAUGGCCCCUAAUGCCAGUGGGCUCAGAGAAUUGGAUCAUGAAAAGCUGGUCACUAUGUGUCUUUCAAUGCUGGACUUGGCAGAGAAGGUUUUGCACCCUGGAGGUUCAUUGGUUUGUAAGUACUGGGAUGGAGCAUUGGCCCAUAAGCUUCGACAGAGGCUUUCUCUUAUGUUUCAGGAUGUAAGAACUGUAAAACCAAAAGCAAGUAGGAAAGAGUCGGCAGAGCUUUUCUUUCUGGCGAGGAUGUUCAAAAAGAGAUAACGUUUUUUUUUAAAUAUCAUAAAAUAAAAUUGCUGGACUGGUUGUGUUCAUUUGAAAA
Molecule: messenger RNA, 861 nt
Organism: Paramisgurnus dabryanus
Lineage: Eukaryota; Metazoa; Chordata; Actinopteri; Cypriniformes; Cobitidae
Gene: mrm2
Product: mitochondrial rRNA methyltransferase 2
Biological process (GO): RNA methylation
Cellular component (GO): mitochondrion
Molecular function (GO): rRNA (uridine-2'-O-ribose)-methyltransferase activity
Source: RefSeq, a predicted model, not a curated record